GGGAAGGUAGCCUCCCUGGAGGGGAUUGGUUCAGCCUGUAAGACAGGGAAAUUAGUAAGGCAUGAGUCUCCAAGCCAUGCUGGUGGCCAGCACUCCGAGAAGAACGCUUUAGGAGCAAUUAGCAGCGAGCUGAAGGCGGCGGCGGCUGCUGCUGCCGCUGCCGCUCGGAGGAAGCCAGGGCAGCUCCUGAGGCUCCCUCCGCAGCAGGCACUGCUCGCUCCAACUGCAAAAGGGUUUCAGAUGUCCCACCGCUGCUUGACCCCCUGCAAAUAAGGGUUGACCACCAGAGGCACAUCCCACCUCUGACUUACCUUUCUGCAUCUAAGAUGGUGAAGAAAGGAGUGAGGAAGAGAACAAAAUAACUACUGGGAAGUCUCAAACCAGCUCUUUUUUCUGAGGGAGGACUCGAAGGAUUAAAAGGCAGCAACUUCUGAGGCGAUUUGUCCCCUGAGUUAUGGAUGUUGGUGCACUUACUUCAGGCCAGAUCAGAGCUCAGAGGGAUCUAACCAGAAGCAGCAACCACCGGCUCUCCACUUGCUUUUUACCAGGUUUUACCCUUCCAGUAUGUUUCUUUUGAUAAGACAUUUUCCAGCGCCCAGAGUUUCAGUACAAUGUGCAAAUGGAUACUGACAAAUGGUGCCUCAGCCUUUUCCCACCUGCCUUGUUGCUGCUUGCUGCUGCUCUUCUUGGUGUCUUCUGUGCCUGUCACCUGCCAUGACCUCGGCCAGGACAUGCUGUCCCCGGAGGCCACCAACUCUUCUUCUUCAUCAUCCUCCUCCUUCCCCUCGUCCUUCUCCUCUCCUUCCAGUGCGGGGAGACACGUGCGGAGCUACAAUCACCUCCAAGGCGACGUGCGCAAGAGGAAGCUCUACUCUUACAACAAGUACUUUCUCAAGAUCGAGAAGAACGGCAAGGUCAGCGGCACCAAGAAGGAGAACUGCCCCUUCAGCAUAUUGGAGAUAACAUCCGUUGAAAUUGGAGUCGUGGCAGUUAAGUCUAUUAAAAGCAACUAUUAUUUAGCCAUGAACAAGAAAGGAAAAGUCUAUGGCUCUAAGGAGUUUAACAGUGAUUGCAAAUUGAAGGAAAGAAUAGAAGAAAAUGGAUAUAACACAUAUGCAUCCCUAAAUUGGAAGCACAAUGGAAGGCAAAUGUUUGUGGCUCUGAAUGGAAGGGGAGCCACAAAAAGAGGACAGAAAACAAGAAGGAAAAACACUUCAGCUCACUUUCUUCCAAUGGUAGUAAUGUCAUAGAUGAAGGAACUCUAUUACCAAUUCAGUUGAACCAAAAGCUCUUAUGUCAAGCGUAAUUUGUAGUCCUCUCGAAGAGUAAGUGCAAAGAAAUUGCACAGAUAUCUGCUUAUUUGAAAAGAGCAGGGGAAGCCUCUGAAAGUUUUGAACUUAUUGCUGGCAGAUCAAAUACUUUUAUUAAGUUCAGUGUCAUAUCUUAAAAUCAAGAUACAAGCUGGAUCAAAUGGGAUGGAAGUUAUUGCCAGUGUGAACAAUUUAUUAUUUUUUUUAAUCUCUGCGACGGAAUUUAACAGAUGAGAGACAAUCUAUUGAAUGAUCUUCAUGGGGAAAGUUAUUUAUGGAAUACUAACUUGUAUCAAGGACCUUAUUUGCUUAUUCAAGCCUAAUGAUCCAAUGAACAGUUAGACACGCAAGCAUUUACUGGAAGCACUUGGGUCAUAUGUAAAAGCAAAGAUGUUUUUGGAGAAGCCUUGUGGAAGAAUGGAUAAGAUUAAGGAAUAUAAGCAAAGUAGUGUAAAACUGUUUUAACAAAACAGAUAGUAUGAUUUGCUUGUAUGUUCUAACUUCAUUCCUUUUUAUUUCUUUCUAAGUUAUUUAUUUAAUAGGAUGUUAAAUAUCUUUUUGGUUUGAAAUGUUUUCCUCAUUUGCUUGUUGUUUUCCCUUUUCCUCAGUACUUUAUGCAGAGGUUGAUAAGUGUCAAAACCUCAUAAGCACACUGAGAAUAGGGAAUGGACAUGGUUUAAAGGCAGAAUUUAAUGUGUAUAAUCCAUUUUUUUUUUCUUAAACUGUCUUGCACUUAAGCAAAAAGACCAAACAAGCAGUGCUUGAAUUUAUGGUAUUGGGUGUCUAUGUUGGAGAGGUUUUUUUUACUUCUCAACACUCAAGAACAAACUUCAAGAAAUACUUUGUUCAAAGGGUCUUUCUGCUGUUUUUAAAUUGAGAGGAGGGGCCACCUCUGUACUUGGGUGUCAAUGCAUCUGUUUGUAUAUAUGUCUGACUUGGAUUUCAAUGGGGAUCAAAGAUGCAUUGCAAUCAGUGAGAAACUUCGUGGCAAGCACUGGGCUGGAACCUAGAUGUGGACAGCCCAGUUAAAAUCACUGAGACUGCACAUAUUAAAACUAAACAGUAUGUAAUUCCCAAGUGUAAAAUUUGGUCUCUGAAAGGUAAGUAAGAAGGCAACACAGUCCUGCACUCCUUAUUCAGUUAAUAUGCCCAUUCAGCACAUUUGUCCUUGGUACCAGCUUGUAGAAUCACAGGCAUAUACUGGGAGCAAUACCUAAAUAAGGACUGAGGGGUAGGGGAUUCAAAAUCAUGUGCAUGCAUUUAUCAGAGACUAUUACUCACAUGUAUAUUAUAUAUGAGAGCCAACCAAAAAGCUGUGCUGGUAUCCAGCUUUAGCAUGCCUUUCAUAUCCAUCAUUGUAACUGAAGGCUCAAAAUGCAUAAUAUCCAGCACAUUUUUAUAAAGUGUUACUAGUCCCAUGGCUUAACUUGAGCAACUGCAGUAUAACAAAGUUAAGCGUGAUAUGAAGUCUGUUCAAUUAAAGGUACAUAAGGUUUGUUUUAUGUUUUGCUUUACUCUGUAAUUUUAGAGAGCUCUGGAUAGCUCACCAAUAUAACCAUAUUGAGAUUCAUUUUGUUAGAGCAGAUAAAUAGAAAACAGUACAUCAAACAAUUUGUACCACUGUCUUCACAUUGUAUUCCACUAAAUAAAUAAAUAAGCCUUUGCAGUGUCUGUAGUAAGAAACAAAAGUAGUAUAAUAUUAUUUUGUUCUAAAUACUUUAAGUGAUAACUAUGAGAUUAUAUUGAUGCUGCAGUUUUAUCUUCAAUAUUUCUUGUUGUGAAAAAGUUGGUUUUAUUUUUAUUGUUUGGAAACUGUAUUUUGGUACAAAGGAUAGCCUUGCUUAAUGUGUCUUUUUGAGAAUGUUUAACCUCUAAAAAGGCUGGUGUUGGAGUCUUCUAUAACUUAUUUAAGUCAAUGUUUAACCAGCACUUCAAUCUUAAUCUGUUAUUUAAAUAUCAGCUGUUGUUGUUUUUUUUUUUUAAGCAAAAAAUAAUAGCUUUCCCAUAAAAUACAAAAUGGUCAGAUUGUAUUUCCUGUACUUAAAUAAAAUCAAUUGUUUUAAAACCAGAAAGUCAUUUGAGACAAAACAUUUUAGCUGAUAGCUAACAUUACAUUUCAUUGAACUUUAUCUCCAGCUUGCUUCUUCACAAAUGUGACUUUUCUAGAAAGGGAAAUAAUAAUUUCAGAUUUUAAAUGUAAAUGCAGACAAUCAGCAAACUUAACUACCAUAGUAGAAGUGAGGUUUUGUUGUUUAAAGUUGUAAUCAAUAAUGAAUACUGACAAGACAUAACGGACCACCCACAGUGAACAUUCAAUGUUAGCCUGGGCAAUUGCAGUAUUGGCUGACCACUUAAAGAACAUUUAGGGUACAAAUUAGGUUCUAUUUUUACAGAAUUACCUAGUUUACUUGGUCAGGGAAGGGAUUAUGCAUAAACUUUGUAAUAGUACUCAAAACUUUAUGCUGCUCAGAGGCCAAAAUCAGAAAAUAUCACUUUUCCAAAGUGAGUCAGGAGCCAUUUAUGACAUGAAUAGUUGUUUCUGAGAAUUAACCAAAGCAAAAUUACUUUGAAGGAAUCAAUGAUUCCUGCAUCGUUAUCAUACUGUAUUCCACUGUGGUGGAAGCAAACUGCAGACACUCUAGAGUAUCACAAUUCUUCAACUAUAAGCUGUUUUCUGUCAACAUAACAUACUCCGGAGCAAAAGGAAAACGGGAGGGAUUUAAAAAGAAAAUAAAAGCAAAAAUCACUGAGCAACAAUGUAUAGCAUGUUAUAUUUAAAUAAAAAUAAUAAAAUCUGGGGAAUAGAGAAUAAGA
Anas platyrhynchos (mallard) is the source of this 4124-nucleotide messenger RNA. It is a transcript of the gene FGF10, whose product is annotated as fibroblast growth factor 10. NCBI's taxonomy places the organism in Eukaryota, Metazoa, Chordata, Aves, Anseriformes, Anatidae. Gene Ontology annotation, molecular function: growth factor activity. The record is from RefSeq and is a predicted model, not a curated record.